Molecule: messenger RNA, 2389 nt
Organism: Magallana angulata
Lineage: Eukaryota; Metazoa; Mollusca; Bivalvia; Ostreida; Ostreidae
Exons: 13
Coding region: 79-2112 (677 amino acids)
Cellular component (GO): cytoplasm; ribonucleoprotein complex; nucleus
Molecular function (GO): RNA binding; RNA helicase activity; ATP binding
Source: RefSeq, a predicted model, not a curated record
UAUACACACUUCCGGCAUCGUCAAACGGGAUCAAGAAACGGCAAGGGGAAGAAACAAUACCACUACAGAAGAAAAAAGAUGUCAUACAGAGAUAGAAUGUUCGAUUCUUCGGGACGUUCUGAUAGGAAAGGAUUUGGAGCAAGUAGUGGUUUACCCAAAGCUUUUGGGUCCUCAAAGUUUGGAGAUCGAGGAGGUCCCAGAAGUGGAGGAAGAGGGGGAGGUGGGGGGAGAUUUGGAAUGGAUAGAGGUGGUAUGCGAGGUGGUAAAAUGGGCAAAGGACAUCAACCUGGAGAAAAUUUACGCAAGCCUAGGUGGGACAUGUCACGACUACAGAAGUUUGAGAAAAAUUUCUAUGUAGAACAUCCAGGUGUUUCCAGCAGAUCACAGAUGGACAUUGAUCAGUUUUAUAAUGAACAUCAAGUAACAGUUAAGGGCACAGGUAUACCUAAGCCUAUCUUCGCAUUUGAAGAAGGCGGAUUUCCAGAUUAUGUAAUGUCCACAUUCCGUCGCUUGGGCUGGACUAGACCCACUAGCAUUCAGACUGUAAGUUGGCCGGUUGCAAUGUCUGGGAGAGAUGUUGUUGGAAUUGCACAGACUGGUUCUGGAAAAACAGCAGGGUUUAUUGUGCCAUCCAUUGUACACAUAAAUCAUCAGCCACACUUGCAACCUCAUGAUGGACCCAUUGUUCUUGUAUUGGUACCAACCAGAGAACUGGCCCAACAAGUACAGGAAGUAGCAAAUGAUUUUGGCCAUGCUUCCAGAAUAAGGAAUGUUUGUGUUUAUGGUGGUGCUCCAAAAGGACCUCAGAUACGAGACUUGGAGAGAGGUGCUGAAAUCUGCAUUGCAACACCUGGGCGAUUGAUUGAUUUUCUGGAGGCAGGAAAAACAAACCUCAGAAGGUGCACCUAUCUUGUAUUGGACGAGGCAGAUAGGAUGUUAGACAUGGGUUUUGAACCUCAGAUCAGAAAAAUUGUAGAACAAAUCAGACCUGACAGACAAACCCUAAUGUGGAGUGCCACUUGGCCAAAGGAUGUGAGAAAAUUGGCCGAGGAUUUCCUGAAAGAGUACAUCCAGCUUAACAUUGGGGCACUUCAGCUGAGUGCAAAUCACAACAUUCUGCAAAUUAUUGAUGUCUGUGAUGAAAAUGAAAAGGAAUUUAAGCUGACCAAAUUACUGGAAGAAAUCAUGCAAGAAAAGGAAAACAAGACCUUAAUUUUCACAGAAACAAAGAGAAAGGCAGAUGAAAUAACCAGAAGAAUGAGGAGAGAAGGCUGGCCAAUGAUGUGUAUACAUGGAGAUAAAUCUCAACAAGAGAGAGACUGGGUCUUAAAUGGAUUUAGGUCUGGCCAGACUCCCAUUCUUGUUGCCACAGAUGUUGCGUCCAGAGGGUUAGAUGUUGGAGACAUCAAAUUUGUCAUAAACUUUGACUACCCCUCCUCAUCGGAGGACUACGUCCACAGGAUUGGACGAACUGCCAGAGCAGGACAAACAGGGACAGCCUACACAUUCUUCACUCCCGACAAUGUCAAACAAGCAAAUGAUCUCAUCUCUGUCCUUCAAGAGGCCAAACAAGUGGUCAAUCCAAAAUUGGUGACUUUAAGUCAGAGUGCCAGGUUCGGAGGUCGGAAAUCCAGAUUUGAUGAUAAGAGAGACAAAUUCGGUAGGGGCUAUGGAGGGGGUGGUCGUGACAGGGGGGGCUCUAGGGGUGGAAUGGGCUCUAGGGGUGGAUAUGGGGGUCGAGGUGGAAGCAGCGCUAGUGCAAGUAGAGGAAGUGGGGGGAGUUCAUCUGGGUUCAAUACGCGAUCAGGUGGCAGUAGAUUCUCUAGCUCAGAUAGGGGGAGCUCAGGGGGUGGUAGAGGGUAUGGUUCCCAGAGUCAGAGUAGUGGAUAUGGGGGCAGUCAGAGUUACUCUCAACCAAACGGAUCUACCUCUGGUAGCUAUGGACAGCAGAAUGGAUAUGGAAGUCAACAAAGGGGAGGAGCUAGUAGUAGUGGGGCCAAUGAUUGGUCCAAUCAGAUGGCCUACAUGUUCAACAGUUGGUCUGGUCAACAACCGUCCGCGGGACAGCCUCCUCUCCCCACAGGAAAUCCCCCACCCCCUCCUCCCAUGUAAUGAACACAUUUCAUUCAGGAUCUUUCUUUUUAUUUGUAAUUUUUACUCAUUUGUUAGAAACAUGUUUUACUGUGAUUAUAUUUCUCAUUUCAUGUCGUGUUUUAUUUAUAUUUUUUUUUAAAAUUCUCCAUCGAUAUUUCUGAAAGUGACCAAUUUUAUAGAGAACUGUAAGUAAGUAGCAAAGUAAUCCAAAAGUUGAUUACUUAUAUAAAGACAUUUUUGUUCAUUCUUGUUGUCAUAUGAAGAGAGAAAGUUAAUAAAAAAAUUUGCUACACUU